Messenger RNA from Stylophora pistillata, 1637 nucleotides. RefSeq names its product neuromedin-U receptor 2-like. The record is from RefSeq and is a predicted model, not a curated record. Gene Ontology annotation, cellular component: membrane. Gene Ontology annotation, biological process: G protein-coupled receptor signaling pathway. Gene Ontology annotation, molecular function: G protein-coupled receptor activity. NCBI's taxonomy places the organism in Eukaryota, Metazoa, Cnidaria, Anthozoa, Scleractinia, Pocilloporidae.
AUGGAGAUCAUCACCAAAGUUAUCCAUUCCUUGUUAGUGUUGACAGCCUUGCUGGGAAAUCUUUUGGUUUGUCUUACCAUCGUGAAAAACAGGAUUUUAAGAACACCGGUGAAUUAUCUGCUACUGAAUCUUGCCAUAAGUGAUUUGAUGAUCGUAACAUCCUUCACCCUAAGACAUAUCCUUGAGGGAUUAUACCAUCAUCCUCGAGGUUUGCAAGGGAUCAUCUUAUGUAAAAUAAUCACUUCUGAUACAUUUACCUGGGUUGGAGCGGUGUCUUUAGCGAUGACGAUGUUGGUUUUGGCGUACGAGCGAUACGCAGCCAUUACUUUCCCACUUGGAACAACAUCAAAGCUAAGCCACAAAAAACUAAAGAUUUUAAUAGGCCUCGGCUGGUUUCUUUCCGUCAUCUUCAACAUCCCACUAUUUUACGUCAGAGGCCUCAACCAACAGCGUGGACAUUGCGAAAGCCAUUGGGGAAAUGUAACAUUUGCAAUAAGUUACAAUAUUGCCUGGUUAUUCUUUAUUGGAAUAGCACCGUUCUGUUUUAUGGCUUUUUUCUACGGAAAGGUUAUACUGCAUUUAAGACGAGAGGCAGUACCGAGACAACAUGGAUCAUUGGCCGUUACGAAAUCAAGACAGAAAGUCACUAAGAUGCUUUUGAUAAUAACAGCAAUUUACGGAGUUUGCUAUAUUCCAAAUCUGAUUCUUUAUGUUGUAUGGUACUUUGCAUUAGAGGCAGAAGUCAUGUACACGAUAAAUGAGGUUCUUCUUGUUUUGAUAUUAGUAAAUUCAUGUGUAAAUCCCUUUGUUUAUGCCGCACAAAGUCGGAUAUUUAGAAGAAAUAUGAAAAAAAUUGUAUGCUCGUGCGAGCAGUGGUCUAGAAAUCGGGUAAAUACUUCGAUACAUCCCUCCAAAUCACUGAAGACCUUAGAGAUAACUAAUUUGCAGUUGAUAAGCUUUGUGCCUUUAGAUAGCCCCAAAAAGGGAUUGCAAUUCGACAAUUUAGGAAGUUAAUUAACAGUGGAUGAAUUUGAAGUUGAGUGUCGAAGCAAUUUGAAGUUGAGUAUCGAAGUAAUUUGAAGUCGAGUGUCGAAGCAAUUUGAAGCUGAGUGUCUACGGCAAUUCAGGAUUGUACCGAUCUUGGAACACUACCCUUGGUGGUUUGUCAUAAAACUUGUGCCACUCGCUCGACCUAUUGAAUAAAACUUAUCGACAGGAGAACGAAAAAACUUUCAACGCUCAGACACUAAUUGUCGUUAGAAUAUCGUUUAAAUUUGUGGUAAUUCAUUUUACACAUCACGCUGAUACAUUAAUGUAUAUUUGUUAAAAUGUAAGCUUAGUGUUGACCAUCGAUACAAACAGGAAAACUUAGUUAAUAUGUAAUUUGGAUUUGUUAACCAUAUUAUCGAUCAUCAGAUGGAGAAAAAUCCUCCAACGCAAAAGUCGAGAAAAAAGCCCUAAGAAGUCCUUGAACAUACUCUAACGAGACAAGAGCAAUUCAGAGAGCCAAAAGUUUCUCUUUUGUGUCAAUUCAAAAUUAGUUCCUUUAAACUACUUGGAAUUUCCUAAGAUUCUCGCCGGAAAAUAAUACUACAUUAGUAGAUCAUAAGAUAGCAAGUUAGACCAGAUAAAUCAUA